This is a messenger RNA of Tachysurus fulvidraco (yellow catfish), 1582 nucleotides long. It is a transcript of the gene uqcrc2b, whose product is annotated as cytochrome b-c1 complex subunit 2, mitochondrial. The transcript is spliced from 14 exons. Gene Ontology annotation, cellular component: mitochondrion. Gene Ontology annotation, molecular function: metal ion binding. The coding region runs from base 121 to 1476 and encodes 451 amino acids. Lineage: Eukaryota; Metazoa; Chordata; Actinopteri; Siluriformes; Bagridae. The record is from RefSeq and is a predicted model, not a curated record.
AGUGUUUAGCUCUUGCGUGUCUUUCCACAGAAGAGGAGUGAAACGCGGGGGUUUGUGGGUAGGACGUCUAGGUCAGCCAUAUUGUCUUCUUCAGCCGCUUGAAGGAGAGAGAGAGGGAGAAUGAAGGGGAUUCGGGGAAUAAGUCAGCUGUCGAGGAGGCUGUACGCAGCGCAGGCUGCCUGUAAGGUUGAGGUGUCUGAGGUGCUCAAGGUUGUACCACAAGAGGUGCAGGUGACCAAAUUGCCCAGUGGCCUGGUGAUUGCAUCCCUGGAGAACUACUCCCCAGCCUCUCGCAUCAGCGUUCUUGUGAAAGCUGGCAGCCGCUAUGAACCCCAUGACAGCCUGGGUAUCACACACGUGCUCCGCCUGGCAAGUGGCCUGACUACUAAAGGAGCCUCCGCGUUCAGGAUCUGCCGUGGCAUCGAGGCUGUCGGAGGAAGCCUGGGAGUGUCUACAACCCGGGAAACCAUGGCCUACACUGUGGACUGUUUGAGAGAUCACAUUGACACAGUCAUGGAGUAUCUGAUCAACGUGACCACUGCACCAGAGUUUCGGCCAUGGGAGGUCUCUGAACUCACUCCAAGGGUAAAAGUGGACAACGCCAUCGCCAGCCAGAACCCACAGAUUGGUCUCCUUGAGAGUCUGCAUGCUGCUGCUUAUAAGAACGGCCUUUCCAACUCUCUGUACUGCCCAGAGUACAUGGUGGGCAAAAUCACCUCAGAUCAGCUGCAAGCAUUUGUUCAGAACAAUUUUACCAGCGCAAGAAUGGCACUCGUUGGACUUGGUGUGGACCAUACUGUUCUCAGACAAGUAGGAGAGCAGUUCCUCAACAUCCGGAGUGGCGCAGGCGCUGUCGGGUCCGAAGCCCUGUAUCGUGGAGGUGAGCUGCGAACUCAAACAGGAGGCAGCCUGGUGCAUUCGGCUGUGGUGAGUGAGAGCGCAGUGGCCAGCUCUGCAGAGGCCAUAGCUUUCGGCGUGCUACAGCAUGUUCUGGGAGCUGGACCACACGUCAAGAGAGGCUCCAAUACCACCAGCAAACUGAGCCAGGCCAUCUCCAAAGCUACAGUUCAGCCCUUUGACGCUUCCGCAUUCAACGCCAGUUACUCUGACUCCGGGCUGUUUGGCAUCUACACCAUCUCUCAGGCUGAUUCAACUAGAGAUGUGAUCAAGGCUGCUGUCGGCCAAGUCGGUGCUAUUGCACAAGGAAACCUGGCUGCAGAGGAUCUCAGCAGAGCCAAGACCCAGUUGAAGACUGAGUACCUCAUGUCCAUGGAGACCUCAGAAGGCCUGUUGGAGGCUAUCGGGAUGCAGGCACUGACCGAAGGCACCUACCAUACUCCAGAGGCGAUAAUCCAAAAAAUCAAUGCUGUGUCUUCAAGUGAUGUUGUUAAUGCGGCGAAAAAGUUUAUGUCUGGGAAAAAGUCGAUGGCUUCCAGCGGGCACCUGGUUAACACGCCCUUCGUGGAUGAAAUCUGAACGUCCUUCAGUGAAUGUCCCCUAAUUAUUUUGCCACCUCUUCUUAUCUCUUUAUUAAAAAUACCACAGAAAGGUCAACAGACCCUCACAUACCAUCACACACAAA